UUUCUAAAGUCGGAUCCUCCGAUGGCGGUGAGAAUAUCACCGCUCCGCCUCCGUUUCCCUUCAUUUAUCGUAACUGCGUCGAGAUCGCAGGAAGCUGCAACGCCGUGCUGCGGCAGUGGCGGCGGUGGUGGAGGAGGAGGGCUUACUGCCCGCGCGAUGUCUUCUGCGCCGUCUCCGUACACCACUCUAAAGGAGCGCGUGAGCUGCGAGCGCGAGAUCAAGAAGAGCAAGUUCCUCGCCGUUGCCGCCCCCAUCUCCGACGAGCGCUCCGCCCAUUCCUUCCUCUCCGAGGUCCGAGAUCCGCGUGCCACACAUAAUUGCUGGGCCUACAAGCUUGGAGACCAGUAUCGGAGCAAUGACGAUGGCGAACCAUCUGGAACAGCUGGAAAACCAAUGUAUUCUGCCAUUGUUUCUUCGGGACUAGAUAUGGUGAUGGUGGUUGUUAUCAGGUAUUUUGGAGGUAUAAAACUAGGAACUGGAGGAUUGGUCAGGGCUUAUGGAGGAGUUGCUUCAGAGUGUCUCAAAGGUGGUACAACAUGUCUCGUGAAACCAAAAGCCCCGAUAGGUAUUGAGGUUCCAUUUGAGUUGUUGGGGACAGUGUACCAUCAGCUGCAACAUUUUCAAGCUGAGGACAUUAAAGAAGAUUAUGAUACCGGUAAAGACGGUGUGACCAUGGUUACCUUCAGAGUAGAGUAUGACAAAAUGGAGAGCUUGGAGGAUGCAAUUAAUUCCGCUUGCAGCCGAAAGAUUGAAUUUUACAAACGCUAGCAGAUAUUUCAAUAAUCUUAUAUACAGAGAUAAUGUUUUACAGAGCUAAUGGAAUCAUUUACUCAAA
Musa acuminata subsp. malaccensis (wild Malaysian banana) is the source of this 835-nucleotide messenger RNA. RefSeq lists its product as uncharacterized. The record is from RefSeq and is a predicted model, not a curated record. Gene Ontology annotation, cellular component: cytoplasm. Lineage: Eukaryota; Viridiplantae; Streptophyta; Magnoliopsida; Zingiberales; Musaceae. Gene Ontology annotation, biological process: regulation of translational initiation.